AUGACGGAAUCAAAGUGGCGAGGGGUUUUCGGCAAGCCGAGAAAAAAAUCAAUGUUUAAGUCCUCCCAAAUGUUGUCCAGAACGGGCAAGGUUUUACAAGUCACAAAACUGAAAAAACCCACCCUCAUUCUCUCAGUCUCUCUUCUGCCUCUCUCUGUCUCUCGCUCUCUCACCCAGACAGACACCCACGCCCACGACUACCCACCCUCACGCCUCACCUCUCUCACUCUCACCCACCCUCACAGAAGCCCUAGCCGCCGCUUCUCUCCUCAGUCAUCCUCCCUCGCACGUCCGCCUCCGGCCUCCGGCUCUCUCACUCUCUCUGCCGCUCUAACUCUCACGGUGAAAGAAGCCCUAGCUGCCAGCUGCCGCUCUGCCGAUCUCCUCAGUCCUCCUCGGGCUCGUACGUCCGCCUCCGCCAAGCUCCGCCGAGAAUGGAAUUCUGGGAAAUGGGGGAAAAAUAUAAAAGGAACCAUUGUCUGUAAUCUAUAUGGGAGAGUUUAUGUGAAUUUUGGAGAGAUGUCUUCAUCGGAAAAGCAAAAAGAGAUAGAGUCUCAAUCUAGUAAAAAAGAAACCGAAACUACUGAAACACAAGAGACAACUGAGGAAGAAGGGAAAUGUACUAAGAAAAUGAAGAAAGCCCGACAAAGAGCCGUUUCAGAGUAUAUCGUAUUGGAUGAGUUACCGUUCCGACACGUGGAAGGUAAAGGGUUUAAGCGCUAUUCGGCGUACUUGAAUCCUAGAGUGUUUGACAUUUCAAGGAUAACAAUUGCGAGGGAUGUUUAUCAAAUGUUUUUGGAGGAGAAGAAGAAGUUGAAGAAGGUUUUAGGAAAGCAACGGGUGUGUUUGAUGACUGAUACUUGGACAUCAAUUCAGAACAUCAAUUACAUGUGUUUGACCGCACAUUGGAUCGAUGAAGAUUGGAAUAUGCAGAAAAGGAUCAUUAAUUUCAUCCAAGUUCCGAAUCAUAAAGGAGAAACAGUUGCACAUGAGAUUUUGGUUUACCUUAAUGAUUGGGGCAUAACUGCAUUGUUCACAGUUACAGUGGACAAUGCAUCGUCCAAUGAUGUGGCUAUGGACAGGUUGAAGAAAAAAGUCAAAGAUAUUCCUAAUUUUCUUGUCUUAGAUGGCCAGGCGAUACAUAUGCGGUGUGUCUGUCACAUUCUAAACUUGAUUGUUAAUGACGGGCUCACGAACUUAGCAUAUUCUAUUGCAAGCAUUCGCAAUGCAGUUAGGAAUGUGAGGUCCUCACCUCAACGCCUCAAGAAGUUUAAGGAGUGCAUGAAGAAGAAAACAUCAACUCAACUGCCCUAUUGUGUUUGGAUGUGA
Molecule: messenger RNA, 1329 nt
Organism: Morus notabilis
Lineage: Eukaryota; Viridiplantae; Streptophyta; Magnoliopsida; Rosales; Moraceae
Product: zinc finger BED domain-containing protein RICESLEEPER 1-like
Exons: 5
Coding region: 1-1329 (442 amino acids)
Source: RefSeq, a predicted model, not a curated record